GUAAAAACACAUCAAGAUUGCUUCAUGUACUCCAAAAUAAAAGAGGAGGAGCCGCUUUAGCUCCCCCUAAAGUAUGUCCCAGGAGACCCCACCUCCCGUGCGCAGCCCCCCCGGGGUGGAGGGGCACGGCCGGGGACAGGGGAGGAGUAAGAGCCGUGCUCAGCACAGUUUUACAUGCCAGCAUAGAGCUGGAGUUCAGAGCUGGAGCGCUUGCAGCAGAUGUGAACUGGAGCCGAAGCCCACGUGCCGCUGAUCUUCUCCUGCCGCGACUCGCUCCUCAGCCUUCAGGGUCCUCAGCGCACAGGCGUCAACAUGCUGAGGCAGGUCCUGUCCUUCGGCCGCUCCCUGGUGCGCAGGAAGGUGGUGGACAUGAGCAGCCUGGAGGACUCCAAGCUCUGCCGCUGCCUGGGAACCGUGGACCUCAUCGCGCUGGGGGUGGGCAGCACUCUGGGCGCCGGCGUCUACGUUUUGGCCGGAGAGGUGGCCAAGGGAGAUUCGGGACCUAGCAUCGUCAUCUCCUUCCUCAUCGCGGCCUUGGCCUCGGUCAUGGCGGGACUGUGUUACGCAGAGUUUGGCGCCCGAGUCCCCAAAACUGGCUCCGCCUAUCUGUACAGUUACGUGACAGUCGGAGAGAUCUGGGCCUUCAUCACCGGCUGGAACCUGAUUCUCUCAUAUGUGAUCGGAACCUCGUCGGUGGCGCGAGCCUGGAGCGGCACCUUCGACGAGAUGAUCGGAGGCCACAUCGAGCGCUUCUGCAAGACCUACUUCAGCAUGAACUCUCCCGGUCUGGCUCAGUACCCGGACUUCUUCGCCGUCUGUCUGAUCCUGCUGCUGUCCGGGCUGCUCUCGUUCGGGGUGAAGGAGUCGGCCUGGGUCAACAAAGUCUUCACCUCCAUCAACGUGCUGGUGCUCCUCUUCGUCAUCGUCUCCGGCUUUGUGAAGGGAAACGCGGCGAACUGGAACGUUUCGGAGGAGUCUUUGAUCAACGUCACCAUCGCCAGCAGGAACUUGUCAGCCAGCGCUAACGUCAGCAGCGCUUAUGGCGUCGGGGGCUUCAUGCCGUACGGGUUCAGCGGGACUCUGGCCGGAGCGGCGACCUGCUUCUAUGCGUUUGUGGGAUUCGACUGCAUCGCCACCACAGGCGAGGAGGUGAAGAACCCCCAAAGAGCCAUUCCCAUCGGCAUCGUGGUGUCGCUCACCGUGUGCUUCCUGGCGUACUUCGGGGUCUCGGCCGCGCUCACGCUGAUGAUGCCCUACUACCUGCUGGACGAGAAGAGCCCCCUGCCCAUGGCCUUCCAGUACGUGGGCUGGAGUCCCGCCAAGUACGUGGUCGCGGUGGGCUCGCUGUGCGCCCUCUCCACCAGCCUGCUGGGCUCCAUUUUCCCUAUGCCUCGCGUAAUCUAUGCUAUGGCAGCGGACGGUGUGCUUUUCAAAGCCUUAGCCCGAAUCAAUCCAAAGACGAAGACCCCGCUAACUGCCACUCUGACCUCCGGGGUGGUCGCAGCUAUCAUGGCCUUCCUCUUCGACCUCAAAGCUCUGGUGGACAUGAUGUCCAUCGGAACCCUGCUGGCCUACUCGCUGGUGGCCGUCUGCGUGCUCAUUCUCAGGUACCAGCCAGAUGGCGCUAUGGAGCGAAGGGCCGGCGGCGGGGAGAGAGACUACCUGUCCUCAGAGGAGGGCGAGUCGGAGCUGACGGAGUCGGAGUCUCACCUGAACAUGCUGAAAGGCGGCAGCUCCGCCCUGCAGACCGCCCUGCACCCCCCGGCCGCGCCCACGGACACCUCCUCCAGCGUGGUCAACAUCUCCAUCUGCGUGCUGGUGCUGCUGGUGUGUGUGGUCAGCUACCUCACCACCUACCACGUCACCGCCAUCGUCUCCAUGGACGUGUGGAUCCUGGCCUCGCUGCUGCUCUGCCUGCUCCUCUUCACCGGCUGCCUCUUCACCAUCUGCAGGCAGCCUCAGACCAGCAAGAAGGUCUCCUUCAUGGUGCCGCUGCUGCCGUUCCUGCCCGUCCUCAGCAUCCUGGUCAAUAUUUACCUGAUGGUCCAGCUGAGCGGAGACACCUGGAUCCGGUUCUCCGUGUGGAUGGCUGUCGGGUUCCUGAUCUACUUCGGUUACGGCCUGUGGCACAGCGUGGAACGUCAGCGCCUCCUGCAGGCGCCUCCCAACGGCAGCAGCAGCAGCCAGGAGCGCAAGCGGGACGAGAGCGGCGCGGAGGGGAAGGACCAGGAGAGGUUCCUCUGUCCAGAGAAGACCAGCCAGUGUUGAAGACUUUUGCUGGGCCUCGGUGGACCCGGCCGCCCACGUAGACCGACCUUUGACUUGGAAGUGGCGCUCAGCCCCUUCCCCUCUGCCAAAUGCAGUAUUCAGAGUCACACGAUGGGAAGCCUCCAUCACUGUGAUGCCAGUGGCCGGGCGCGGGACAGGUACCACAGCGGAGCGUGACCCUCAGCACCUGCGGGGCAAAGGUGCCGCGCCAACGCUUGACCGAACAUUCACACAACCCCUGCAAACACCUCUGGUCCUGCUGGCUGUUGGACGUCAACGUGUAGAAGCAGAUAUAUAUUCCUUCUUCCUCUUGUUAUCUACCAACUGUUACAUGACGCGUUCUACUUUUAUAUGCUCGCUCGCUGGCUGCCUUUUGUUCAUGAAGUGACCCUGAGAAAUCCACCACUUAAUCCAGAUGUAGAGUGUAAAUCAGCCGUGACUACAGUAUAGAGAAGUGAUCUAAACCUUGAAGCUCUGAUGACGCGUCUGCAGUGGUCAGUACCGGUUUGGCAAGAGGAGGGAACAACAGCCGCGUCACAGGAGCGUCACGGCGGAGUUUACCCUUUUCCUCGGCGCCAAACCCAAGGCCUGGGGGCCAGACCUGACCCGCCAGGAGCUCUUAUGAGGCCUACAAUUCAACAAUCAUAAACCCUCCCUCCCCCAAAUUAGAGAUGAAAAAAAGGACUUUAAAGGCAGAGGCUGUCACGACUAACGCAAGACUUGACCCCGCCUGAGAUUGGGACUCCAUCAAGGCUCCGCAACUCUGACGUCGCUUCACUUUCGCCUCACCAGAACUUCACUUAGAAGGGUGGUCAUAAUGUUAGCUUGAUGUAUUAUAAAUCACAAGGACGCACGUUAGAACAUAAACGUAUUCCU
Molecule: messenger RNA, 3144 nt
Organism: Synchiropus splendidus (mandarinfish)
Lineage: Eukaryota; Metazoa; Chordata; Actinopteri; Syngnathiformes; Callionymidae
Gene: slc7a2
Product: solute carrier family 7 member 2
Exons: 12
Coding region: 313-2268 (651 amino acids)
Biological process (GO): amino acid transport; transmembrane transport
Cellular component (GO): plasma membrane
Molecular function (GO): amino acid transmembrane transporter activity
Source: RefSeq, a predicted model, not a curated record